This is a messenger RNA of Myripristis murdjan (pinecone soldierfish), 2525 nucleotides long. RefSeq names its product zDHHC palmitoyltransferase 14 (gene zdhhc14). Gene Ontology annotation, molecular function: protein-cysteine S-palmitoyltransferase activity. Gene Ontology annotation, cellular component: Golgi apparatus; endoplasmic reticulum. Gene Ontology annotation, biological process: protein targeting to membrane; peptidyl-L-cysteine S-palmitoylation. The coding region runs from base 628 to 2142 and encodes 504 amino acids. NCBI's taxonomy places the organism in Eukaryota, Metazoa, Chordata, Actinopteri, Holocentriformes, Holocentridae. The transcript is spliced from 9 exons. The record is from RefSeq and is a predicted model, not a curated record.
GCUCCGUCCGGAGGAUCAGGAUGCUCCGCACGUCCGCCGCUCCGCUCCGCUCCUCAUCACCGGAUAAUUAAACCCGGAUUUUUUCCGGCUGGUUCUCUGCUCUGCCGCUGAUUGGCUGCGGCCGCUGGCUGCUCCGGGUCCGGCCUCUCCGCCCGCUCCUCCCCGGGAUGUGAGAGCGCUGAGCGAGGACGCUGGAAGGACGUGGAGGCGCUGAGCCGCUGGUUCCUGCGGAGAGGAGAGAGGAGCUGCUCCGGCUCGGACACGGAGCGGACCGAGCCGCCCGCCGGCCCCCCCUGUCCGCCCGGACCGGGACACCCACAACAACAGAUCCAUGUUCUCCUGGAGAACACGAUGGCAGAAAGCUCCGUGCUGAGGUUUCCCCACGUUUGCUGCCUCGAGUCAGAGGAACGUUCAUUUUGGGGUUGACUGACCACCUGAGGAGAGUCAGACCUGUCAACAACAACAACAACAACAACAACACCAGCACAGCCUGCUUGAACAUCUGUGUGUGUGUGUGUGUGUGUGUGUGUGUGUGUGUGUGUGUGUGUGUGUGUGUGUGUGUGUGUGUGUGUGUGUGUGUGUGUGAGCUUCACUCCACUCCGCUCCGCUCUCUCCGCGGCGGGACUCAUGUCUCAGAUGCAUGCGGCUCUGGAGCAGCAGCAGUCCGGCCAGUACAACCAGAUCUGCACCCGCAGCUCGUCCCCGGCCGAGGCGGAGGCGUGCCCGGCCCAGAGGAGCCGCAAGCCCCGCAGGAAAUGGCAGGUGUUCCCCGGCAGGAACAAAUUCUACUGUAACGGCCGGAUCAUGAUGGCGAGGCAGACCGGAGUGUUUUACCUCACCCUGCUGCUCAUCCUCCUCACCAGCGGCCUCUUCUUCACUUUGAGUGACUGUCCCUUCCUGGCGUCCAACCUGACCCCGGCCAUUCCAGCCAUCGGUGGGGUUUUGUUCUUCUUCGUGAUGGGGAUGCUGUUCAGGGCGAGCUUCAGCGACCCCGGGGUGCUGCCCCGAGCCACACCGGAGGAGGCCGCCGACCUGGAGAGGCAGAUUGACGCAGCCAGCUGUCCCAGCGGUCCCGGGUACAAGCCGCCCCCCCGCACCCGGGAGGUUCUCAUCAACGGGCAGACGGUCAAGCUGAAGUACUGCUUCACCUGCAAGAUCUUCAGGCCGCCGCGCGCCUCACACUGCAGCCUCUGUGACAACUGUGUCGAGCGAUUCGACCACCACUGUCCCUGGGUGGGGAACUGCGUGGGACGGAGGAACUACCGCUUCUUCUACCUGUUCAUCCUGUCGCUCUCCUUCCUCACGCUCUUCAUCUUCGCCUUCGUCAUCACACACGUCAUCCUCAGAUCGAACCGGACGGGCUUCCUCAGCGCGCUCAAAGACAGUCCAGCCAGCGUCCUGGAGGUGGUGGUGUGCUUCUUCUCCGUCUGGUCCAUCGUCGGCCUGUCGGGCUUCCACACCUACCUGAUCAGCUCCAACCAGACCACCAACGAGGACAUCAAAGGGUCCUGGUCCACCAAGCGAGGGAAGGACAACUACAACCCGUACAGCUACGGCAACAUCCUGACCAACUGCUGCGCCGCCCUGUGUGGCCCGCUGCCCCCCAGUUUGAUUGACAGGCGGGGUCUGAUCCAGUCUGACAGCAGCCAGCCGGUCUCUCAUCAGUCUAAUGGCAGCAGCGUUUAUACCUCAACACAGCUUCACACUCACAUGUGUGAUCAGCAUCAGUGCAUCCAGAGCACCAAGUUUGUCCUGCAGGCGGCGGCCACGCCCCUCCUGCACAGUGACCCCGUGGUUCUGGCCCCCCUGCCGGGGAAGAGCGGCGCCCUGGGGGGCCCCUGCGCCUACCUGGCCCCCACCCAGCCCUCCCUGCCGUCCCUGCCCUCCUGCGGCGGCGACGUCCUGAGCCUGCGGGACGCCUCCGACUCCCGCUGCCACCACCACCACCACCACCACUUCGUCAGCCCGGACGAGACGCCCGGCACGUCGCCGCAGGGCGCCCUGCCCUGCCCCGCCCACCUGCCCGCCCACCCCCACCUGCAGCCCCUGCCCCCCACCCCCGCCACGCUGUACGACCCGGCCAGCCAGGACACGCUGCACGAGGACUCGGUCCGCGGGCUGGUCAAGCUCAGCACCGUGUGACCCGCCCCUCCUCAGACUGACCCCUGUCCCGCCCCCCCACCGCCGUUUCACCCGCUUCCUGUUUCACCCACAUUUGACCUUCACUCGACCUCAAGCCGACCUUCACGCUCUCAUGGUCGUGUCUUGAUGGUAACCCCAGAUGUGUGAAACUGUGUCUUGACUCCACCAUCACCAUAACCCUCACCUUACAAAUCUAGGGUUACCCUCUACACAGGACCUAGUUUCAGCUAGCUCUGUUCCUGCGUGUUAGCAUGCUAACAGCUAGCCUGUUGUUAGCCUAGCCUCGCUAACGCCUGUCAGGGACGAUAUCAGACGACACCAAAUUAUCCCUGAGUGGACUCUAAUGACUUAAGUAGAAGAAGUACUGUCCCUCUGCUGGUAUG